AUGGGUGCUUCCUUGCCUCGAUAUCUCGACCUAAAGAUACACCAGGCGGUCCGCGAACGCGCUUACGAUGGAAUCACAGUAGUGGGGGCGUACGAGCGAUCAUAUCCUUCUACCAUCUUUCAGGGAGAAAAACAAGACAAGCCCUUCAACUGGCAGCGACCUACCGCCCGGAUUAUCAAUAACCAUUUAUACAUCGAGUGUUUCCCAGGAUAUGAUUACGUAGAGCACUACGCUGAGGCCAUUGCUAGUUUCCUCGGCAUCCAGCAGCGUCAAGGAGGCAUGUUGACACCUCCGUCAAGGGUGUCUUUCCAACCAGCCUCUUGCUCCGACACUCAGAACGCGCUCAAGGCUACAAGUAUUCGUGGAUUCCCAGAAGGGGCUGAUACUGUUGUUCUCGGCAUGGUCCAUCGCUUGGAGCGGCUGACUGGCCCCGUGGAUUGGGCUGGGGACGGCUGCUUUGCUUGGAAAGUGCGCCAAUUCAAUGGUCGUAAAGUGGCAUUCGUGGGCUUUCGGCCCGCGUUUUGGGGCAACAUUUCUGGAGAAGUCGUACAUUAUCUUGCGUCCCAGUAUGGUGUGCGUGAGGUUCUCUACCUUGGCAAGCUGGGAAGUGUUAAGAGGGGACUGAGGCCAAACACUUUGCUGGCAACUGGCGGGCUUUCGUACGUGCGUGGACAAGCUGUGGAAUGGGAAAACGUUCUCCGAGACUCAGUUGCCAGUGUGGCUCAAGCCUGUACAGUUAAAGGAAACCACAUAACCUUGGGAAGCGUUUUGCACGAAACGAAGAAUUGGCUAGCAUCGUUGCCAAGUUCUGUUGACUUUGUAGAUCCCGAGGUGGGAAUGAUGGGCCAGGCAGCAAUUCAACAUGGCAUUCGGUUUGGGUACCUUCAUAUCAUUUCGGAUAAUGUGGCAGAGAAGUACGAAGAGGAUCUCUCAAAUGAGAGGAUGCGGAGUGUUCUGGCAGGGAGGUCUAAGCUUUACGAAGUCGUACAGGAUGUUCUGGGGCACUAUCUCUCCUCGGCCGUAGGAAGAAACCGUUGA
Molecule: messenger RNA, 1038 nt
Organism: Trichoderma gamsii
Lineage: Eukaryota; Fungi; Ascomycota; Sordariomycetes; Hypocreales; Hypocreaceae
Exons: 1
Coding region: 1-1038 (345 amino acids)
Biological process (GO): nucleoside metabolic process
Molecular function (GO): catalytic activity
Source: RefSeq, a predicted model, not a curated record